Messenger RNA from Globicephala melas (long-finned pilot whale), 8454 nucleotides. It is a transcript of the gene RUSC1, whose product is annotated as RUN and SH3 domain containing 1. Gene Ontology annotation, cellular component: cytoplasmic vesicle. The record is from RefSeq and is a predicted model, not a curated record. Gene Ontology annotation, molecular function: protein binding. Lineage: Eukaryota; Metazoa; Chordata; Mammalia; Artiodactyla; Delphinidae.
AGCCAUUGAGCCGGGCCUGGGUGGGUGACACAGGCGAGACGUCAAGCGCUGGGGGCUGGGUCUGAGCCACGCCACGCCCAUGCGUGAAGGGGCGCGGCUGCGCAGCGCUGGCGCCGGUUGUCCCAGCUCCCCUCCCCUCCAGUCUGUGCAGGCCGGGCGGGGACCCGAGCUGCGAAGGAGCAGACGCUGGAGCGGUUGCAGGAGGACCCUGGGCUGCAUCUGCGGUUGCCAGGUAGGUGGAUGUGAGAGGCCUGCUCCUCAUUCUCUAGAGGCCAUCCCGUCGCCGCUGGCACCAUGCUGUCCCCUCAGAGGGCUUUACUCUGCAACCUCAACCACAUCCACCUCCAGCAUGUCUCUCUGGGCCUGCACUUGUCCCGCCGUCCGGAGCUUCGGGAGGGGCCCUUGAGCACAUCCCCUCCCCCAGGUGACACUGGGGGCAAGGAGAGCCGGGGCCCCUGCAGCGGGACCUUGGUGGACGCCAAUUCCAACAGCCCAGCCGUUCCCUGCCGAUGUUGCCAGGAGCAUGGGCCAGGCCUAGAAAACCGGCAGGACCCAGCACAGGACGAAGAGGGGGCUGCCUCUCCCUCAGACCCGGGUUGCUCCUCCUCUCUCAGCUCCUGCUCAGAUCUUAGCCCUGAUGAGUCCCCCAUCUCGGUCUACUCCAGGGACCUCCCUGGCAAUGAGGAUGUCCACCCUCAGCCCAGCAUCAUUCCUCUGGAGCAAGGCUCCUCACUGGCUUCUGCAGGUCCAGGCGCCUGCUCCCCAGACAGCUUUUGUUGCUCUCCUGAUUCCUGCUCUGAAGCUUCCUCUCCACCUGGCUCUGGCCUGGACUCCAACUGCAAUGCCCUGACCACCUGCCAGGACCUGCCUUCCCCAGGACUAGAGGAAGAGGAUGAGGCUGAGGAGCAGGACCUCCCUACCUCUGACCUCCUAGAGGCUGAUGAUGGGAAAAUCGAUGCUGGGAAAACCGAACCCAGUUGGAAAAUCAACCCCAUUUGGAAAAUUGACAAAGAGAAAACUGAAGCUGGCUGGAAAAUCACUGAGAACAAUAACUCUGAUUGGAAAGUCAAUGGGAAUAUUAACUCUAGCUGGAAAACUGAACCUGGAAAAUUCGACUCCGGUUGGAAGACCAAUACAGGAAUAACUGAUACGGGCUCCAAAACAGAUGCAGGGAAAACUGAUGGGGAAUGGAGAAGUGACGUCAGCAAGGAGCCGGUGCCCCACCGGACAAUCACGUCCUUCCACGAGCUGGCCCAGAAGCGCAAGCGGGGCCCAGGGCUGCCCCUCGUGCCGCAGGCCAAGAAAGACCGCAGUGACUGGCUCAUCGUCUUCUCGCCAGACACCGAGCUGCCCCCCACGGGGUCGCUCGGUGUCUCCCCGGCGCCUCCCCGGGAAGUCACCACCUUCAAGGAACUCAGGUCCCGAAGCCGGGCCCCGCCCCCGCCAGUCCCGCCCCGAGACCCCCCAGCUGGCUGGUCCUUGGUCCCGCCCCGGCCCCCACCUCCACCCGUCCCUCCACGGAGGAAGAAGAACCGACCUGGGCUGCAGCCCAUAGCAGAGGGGCAGCCCGAAGAGGGCAGGGCAGGGAGCCCAGCUGCUGGUGAGGAGGCCCCAGCCGCAAAGGAGCCGGAGGAACCAGGCCCGCAGGCCGGCGUUGAGGCCAGUCCCCUCCCGCUCCCUCGGCCUCUGGUUUUCCGGUUCUCGGCUGACGGGCGCCCCCUGUUGGAGGGUGGGGGCGCGGCCGCAGCUGGGUCUCUGCUCCUGGCGCCUCUGGCCGGCUGGCCCGGCUGGCCCGGCGCUGGGCUGCGGCUACUGGGGGCGCCGAGUCCCCCAGAGGAGCAGCUGCUGCCUGUCCGCCUGUCCCCGGUGGGGGCCUAUUCGCCUCCGGCUAGGGGGGACCUGCCUUGCCUGGCCAGCCCUGAGCUGGCACUGCUGCUGUCCCCGCUCUUUCCCAGAAGUAGCACCUUCCCCGCCGCGGCUUCCCCACUCCGCCAGGUACCCGCCCCCCCGCUGCCACGGCCACCUCGUCCGCCGAAGGCCCCUCGCUGGACCAGGAGCCCACCGCCUCCUCCCAGGCUACUCCGUAGUUCCUGGUCGUUCACCGGCGUCCCCGGGGACCAGCGACUGUGGAUGGCAGAAGCCCAGAGUGGGACUGGCCAGCUGCAGGAGCAGAAAAAAGGUCUCCUGAUAGCUGUCAGCGCUUCAGUGGAUAAAAUCAUCUCGCACUUUGGGGCCGCCCGGAACUUAGUGCAGAAGGUGAAGGCCCAGUUGGGGGAUAGCCGUCUGAGCCCAGAUGUGGGGCACCUUGUGCUGACCACCCUUUGUCCGGCCCUCCAUGCCCUGGUGGCCGACGGGCUGAAGCCUUUCCGGAAAGACCUCAUCACUGGGCAGCGCCGGAGCAGCCCCUGGAGCGUGGUGGAGGCGUCUGUGAAGCCAGGCUCCAGCGCCCGUUCCCUCGGAACCCUGUAUGGCCAGGUCAGCCGUCUGGCCCUGCUAAGAAGCAGCCGUAGCCGCUUCCAUGCCUUCAUCCUGGGCCUCCUCAACACUAAGCAGUUGGAGCUGUGGUUUUCCAGUCUCCAGGAAGAUGCAGGCCUGCUGUCCCUUCUGUACCUGCCCACCGGCUUCUUCUCCCUGGCCCAGGGCGGCUGCCCCUCCUUGUCCACGGAGCUGCUGCUCCUGCUGCAGCCGUUGUCGGUGCUCACCUUCCACCUGGACCUGCUUUUUGAGCACCACCACCACCUGCCCCUGGGCCUGCCUCAGGCCCCUGACCCCCCAGGCUCGCCUCCAGCCCUGCAGCAGACUGUGCAAGCCAUGCUGCACUGGGGGGGUCGGCUGGCCCAGAGCCUCCGGGGGGCUUCUGGGGAGACCCCUCCAGGCCCUUCGGCCCCCUCAAGCCCUCCUACCCCAGGCAGCUGGUGGGAGCAGCUGACCCAGGCUUCCCGGGUCUACGCCUCUGGCGGCACCGAGGGCUUCCCUCUUCCCCGAUGGGGAUCGAGGCAUCACAGGACUGCAACUGAGGUCGCACAGGAGAGGUCCCUGCCCACAGAGGAAGCUGCACCAGGCAGAGGCGUAUGGCUGGGGAGACUGUUUGGAGUGCCUGGGGGCCUCACAGAAACUGAGAGUGGAGCCCCAAAGUCCAGGAGACCAUCCAGCUGGCUGCCCCCGACAGUGAGUGUGUUGGCUCUGGUGAAGCGGGGGGCACCUCCCGAGACUCCCUCUUCUCCUAAGGAACUUGAGGUCUCGGCACCCAGCACAGCGCAGACCCACAGGGCAGUCCGAGCUCUCUGUGACCACAAUGCUGCAGGACCUGACCAGCUGAGCUUCCGGCAUGGGGAAGUGCUGCAUGUCAUCGCGACUGUGGAUGAGGACUGGCUCCGCUGUGGGAAGGAUGGAGUGGAGGGGCUGGUGCCUGUGGGGUACACCUCUCUUGUUCUCUAGGCCUAGGACCUUUUCCUUUCCUGCACCUCUCUCCCUCCUGUCACCUGGGAAUGGAAUGGCCUGUGAGCUCUCCCCCAUGUAAACUGAUCAUCCCCGAAGUACUUUCCCUGUCUACAAAAUGACACUUUCCUCCCACAUCCAUUUCUGCUAACAUGUAAAAUAAACUUUCCUCCUUCCCUCCCAUACCCAUCUAUAAGGUGAAAUCUGCUCUUCUUCCAGAUGUAUAAAAAGGCAUUUCCCUCCAUGCAAUCUCUUUCCUCUUUCCAACCCGCAGUAGGGAAUAGCUCCCUAUCUGCAAAAUGCAAAUCUCGCCCCCCUCUAUCUUUUUCAUCUGUAAGUAGACUGUGGCAGUGCAGUGUAUGCCUCAGUUUCCAAGACUAGAAGGGCCUCUAGGCUUCUUCCUGUGUAUGGAAACUUUACCCACUUCACCCAUCCCAUGUUGCCUGUAUUUAUGAUAUACUCAUGCUGUACUAGGUGCUGAAGUCUGGACACCCCUGGCGGGUGGGCCUGUGGUGUCGGUCUGCCUUCUUCUUCCUUUGUCCCAAUAAAGAGUGGGAGUUGAACGUGUCUGUCACUGUCGGUUUCAGGACAUAGGCUAGGGGGGAGGGGAGGGAGGCCAUAUUAUGGGGCGCCCAAGGGAGAUGCUUCCUUCCUAGCCCAGGUCUAGUUCUUUCUGUUCCCUUAGGAAUGAUGAAGUAGUCCCCAAUUGGUGCCUGACUUGCAGGAAGUGCCUCUCUAGCCUGAGACUUGAUAUCUUUGCUUGGUGAGACUGAUAUGGUAGGAGCCUGAGGAGAUAUGGGAGAGAUGGGAAGACUUAGUCCAUGAAAUUGUACUUAUCAGACUAUCUGAGGUGAUGGGAAGGAUUAAAAGGUUUUAAGAAGGGACACAUUUUUUUCUAUUUAAUAUCACCAUUCUGUGGUGCUAUAAUUUUAGGAAGCAUAAUAACUUAACAUCUAUUACUUUGUUAGGAGUUAAUGAGUUUCAGGCCUUUGAAAUGAGAAUAGCUAAAUGCUCUAGAGCUUGGAGGAUGGGGCUGGAAAUCACUAUAAAUGAUUGCCUAGAGGAGAAUCACUAAAAGGUUAGAAAAAUAGAAAGCUAUAAUUAUAACCAGGCAACAGGAAAGUUAGGGAGAAGCUGAGAACUAUGAGGUGAAACAGAGGAAAGAAAUUUUAAGUUUUCCUUCAUCUUUGGGAACUUGGUUAAGAGCACAAUGGGCUGGUGUUAGGAGAAAGGACUUGAGGAAAUAAAAAUCUUAGAUCUGAAGCUUUGGAAAUACUCAGGGGCAGGGUUGGUUAGAAUCAGAUGUCUCAUACUUUUGCCAUUUUCUAAGAUUUAAUGCUCCCCAUUCCUGGCCAAUUUAUGUUAUUCAUCUGCUCCUUGCUUUAAUUUUGCUUUUUGUGUUUGGCAGCCCUCUCAGUUUUGGACCUUAGUUUGCGUUUCAGGUGUUUUCUAGGGUGAUGUUUUUCAAACUGGAUUCUGAGAGCCUCUGGGAAUUCAUAGUUAUAUUCUUAAGAGCGGGAGUACUCAAGUUUAUGAUGCGUCUUCAAUUGCAAAUUACUCCUGCAAAAAGAAGUUCUGUUUUUAUAAAGUUUUAAUUUAUAAAAGAGUAGAUAUAAAAGAUGACUUUGGGACCAAUAUUUCUUAAAGUGAGAUCUACAGAGUAAUCUUUGUGGGGGGGCAUGAUUCUAAAGUUUUAGAAAUCCUUUACUGAUAUAGAGCUUUAAUUUCCUGUGAUUCAACCUGCCCUCUCCUUUUCCUGACUCCUAUCCCUAUGUGCCUGGUUUUAUAGUGGGUAAUCCUCAAAAGUGGGAGGAGUCAUAGAACAAUACUGUCAGAGCAUCAGUGAGAUAUGGUGAUAUUGGCAGUUGGAGCCUAAUGGUUCUCAGGUAACAGAACAGGGGACCUCCUUGCAGGACAUCUUGAGAUAGGACAAACACUGAUAUGAAAUUAGUUUUGUACUAUUAUCAUUACAUAUUAUCUAGAAUAGAACAGCUGUAAGUAGGUAUUAAAGGGAUAUUAAAGGUUAAAAAAUUAAAGAUUAAAAAAACUACUAAUGUAUUGUUUUUGCAGCCAUGAAUAGACUGUUGUGUGAUAGUGGGACGAACCCCAAGUUCUUGUAGGAGUGGAGAUUGAGCUCUUGCAGUCAACUGUCUUGAUGCUUCCGAGCAACUAUAGUCUAGCUGACUCAAACCCUAAAUGUCUGACUCCUGUCUGGGGCAAGAUUUUGUUAGGUCUUUCGGUUGUUGGCAGGAAUGGAUUUAUCUUCCUUAGUAGGAUCAUGCUUUGGCUAUUUCUGACACUUUCCUAUUUGCAGAUGAACAUAAAGAUUUUGGAGUUCUGGCUCCAACACUAGUUACUAGGUGAUCUUUGGCAAGUUAUACUUAACCUUCCAGAGCUUCAGUUUUUGCUUCUACAAAAAUGGGUAUAGUAACUACAGAGGGCUAUUAUGAGGAUUAAUUAGCUACAAGAUCUUGGGUGAGUUACUUAACCUCUCUGUUGCUUCAGUUUCCUCAUCUAUAAAAUUUGGUUUUGGUACCAACCAAAAAGGCUGUUGUGAAGACUAAAUAAAUGAAUACGUGUAAAUUGCUUACAGUGGAAAUGGUCUAACAUAGUGGCCUAGAAAAUGUAGCAUAAACUUAUGAUGUCUAUGUGUCACAAGCGGUAGAGGUGUAGAAGAUUAUUAUGUUGAUUGGCUAGGCUGGUCCCAGACCAAAAAGAUUGUAAUAUUGAGGAAAUGGCUUUAUCUGAUAGUCAACAGCAGUUAGCGUGCCCACGUGGGGCCCAGGAUGCUGAUGAUGUGGUUUUAAACAGAUCUCUUUGGAAACACGAUGGAGAAGAUCCUGAAAGACAACUGGAGGAUAGGAAGAGGAAAAAAAUAGCAAGCUCAUCACUCUGUAGUUAGGAAAAGUUUUUUCCAUUUAAUACUAGACUUUCAAGGAUUGAGAUGCAAGCUUUUUAUGCAAUUACAUCCAAUGUUAAAAUUGGUAAUACAUAAUUUACAAAGAUUAACAUCAAAACAAUCAUCUAUUUAGAUAUGCUUUUGUAAAAAGGAAAUAUAUUAGCAGCAUUUAUAUUUUCCGCAAUCACACAGCCUACAGACAUGCAGACUAACUCUGUAUCUAUUUGCAGUGAUGUAGUGCUUUGCCCCGCAUUUCAAACACCAAAACCCGCCUGGCAGCUAGGGGGUUCUUUUUAUUCGUUAUUAUAAAACAACCGAAAAAUAAAAAAAGGCAUUAAUUUCUACACCAGUAAGAAAAAACAAGUUUUUGCACUUACCUAACAUUUGAUUGUCUAAAAAACAUUUCAGUUUUUAGUCUUUCAACAAAAGAAAGAUAAAAUGACAGAGCGUAGUGUCUUUUGCUUCUGUUCUCGCAUUUUACAAAGUUUUUUUUUCUUUUUUCGUCUUUUUUAAAAUUUUAGCGUUUAACACUAUUAAAGGAAAUAUUGAAUUUUAAUCUCUUUCUUGUCAUUUUCCUGCUUUGACUAAAAGGAGACCCCCAAAGUGCCCCUAUUCCCACCUCCCUCCCACCCGGCUCCCUGCAAUGAAAACCAAAAGAAACCACUCAAACGGGCUUGGACAUGCGAUUUUCCCAGCUCCACACGUGAGUAUCUUAUACCCAGGUCUCUUAGUAAUGUACAGUGCUUCUCUACAGUAAGAAAAUACUCCAAACUAUUUUCUUAAUUCUCUUUUUUCUUUAAUAAAAUAUUUAUUCUGCUUUUUCUCUGCUCAAGGGGGAUCUUUGGCAUCCCCUGUCUCUUUUGUUUUUUUUGUUUUUUCCUCAAGAUUGACACAGAAAGGAGAAAAAGAAAGAUUCAAUGGAAUGGAAGGUGGUCAAUGUUUCUACCUAAACAAGUCAGAGCGUCGUCAUCAUAAGAGGAAAUGUACAAUUAGGAGAGCAUUGGUCCAAUAUUAGAAAAAAGUAAUGGGAAAAUGUUUAACUAUUGUAUUGCUUACUAAUCACGCAGCAGAUAUAUAUAUAUAUAUAUACAUACAUAUAUAUAUACACACACAACUUGGCACAUUUAAAAACCAUCUUUUCUCUUAUAAGAACACCUAAAACGUAUAUGCAUAUGUCUGUCUGAAAAGACAACAAAGCAAAGCUUUUUAAAUUUUAUUUUUAAAGAGACAGUAUUAUCUGGUAACUUCUGGUCAAGAGAAUGGGAAGGAAGGUGACACCCUGGAUAUCCCUCCUGAAGAUGAAGUCAUCAGGAAGGUGGAGGAAAGAUGGAACUAGGGGUGGGGAGAAUACACUGUCUCUUUAAGAGAUGGACAUUGAAAACUGUACAAGUAAAACAAGAAGUAGUGUUUUCAAUUGAUAAUCUACACUCACAACAAAUACUCUGAUAGGUGAAUACUGCUCAACAGUUUAUGUAGUGACUUUUGUUGGGGGGUGGUUAGAGUUCAUUUUUAUGUAGGUUUUAAAAUGAUUUUUCUUUGAAAUGAAUCUCCAUUCGCACAGCACAGCAGACACACAAGAACCAUAGCGCAUAAACAGCACGUGUGCUGGCGGGGGCCUGGGCUUCUCAUUAGAAAAAAAUAUGUUCGGCAGGUUAUGAAGGUUAAAACAAAAAUAGUUACAAUAAGUACUGUGCCCUUCUGACCCCAUGGGGGCCUUCCCUAUUCCAUGAUUCCAUUUGGGGGAGUAGAGGUAGGGAGGGGGCAGCAGUUACAAGUGCUUUGAGUUGUCAACUCACAUUUUACUUUGACCUGGUUGGGCAAAAGAGGAGAGAGAAACUUUUCCUAGUCAGGGAUUUGGAACAAGGCCCAGCUACUGUUUCUGUUUUACGUCUCGGGUAGCUCUUGGAGCCUAUAGAGAACAGACAGGGUAGGGGUGGGGAUCCUGGCCCUAUCCCUUUGGAGUUUGAGUUAUACCUGGGUAUAGGAAGCAGCUUCUUAGCAAUGCCUACAGGAUCAGAGGAUGACACAGAAAAACCCAAGCUGUGGGGAGGGUCAAGUGCUGUAAAGUACCAAAAGAUUCUGGUCAUCCCCAAUGUGCUCUGCCCUCCACCCUACAU